AUGCAGCUGCAAGUUCCUCCCAGGGCAGGGCUUGGCUACCCAGGCCCCAGGCGCCGGCUGCUUAAAGCCCUCUCCAGGCCCGCCCUCCCCAGUCCUGCCCAAGUUAAGCAGACACCUGAGGCCCUGUCAGCAGUGCCUGUUCUGAGGCGCGCAGAAGCCAUGUCUGACCAGGAAGAGGCCCUGGAAGAGUGUGAACCGGAGCAGGAAGAAGCUGUGGAAGAGCAGGAAGAACUAGCAGAAGAAGAAGAGGCUGAAGGUGAAGCUGAAGGUGAGGCUGAUGCUGAGGAGACCAAUGUGGAAGGAGACACACAAGAAGAGGAAGCUAAAGAUGCUGACGAUGGCCCGGUGGAGGAGUCCAAACCCAAGCCCAGGUCGUUCAUGCCCAACUUGGUGCCACCCAAGAUCCCCGAUGGAGAGAGAGUGGACUUUGACGACAUCCACCGGAAGCGCAUGGAGAAGGACCUGAACGAGCUGCAGACGCUGAUCGAAGCUCACUUUGAGAACAGGAAGAAGGAGGAGGAGGAGCUCCUUUCCCUCAAAGACAGAAUCGAGAAGCGCCGUGCCGAGCGGGCAGAGCAGCAGCGCAUCCGAAGUGAGCGGGAGAAGGAGCGCCAGACCCGUCUGGCUGAAGAGAGAGCCCGGCGAGAGGAGGAGGAGAACAGGAGAAAGGCUGAGGAUGAGGCCCGGAAGAAGAAGGCUUUGUCCAACAUGAUGCAUUUUGGAGGCUACAUCCAGAAGCAGGCCCAGACUGAGCGGAAAAGUGGGAAGAGGCAGACGGAGCGGGAGAAGAAGAAGAAGAUUCUGGCUGAGAGGAGGAAGGCGCUGGCCAUCGACCACCUGAAUGAAGAUCAGCUGAGGGAGAAGGCCAAGGAGCUGUGGCAGAGUGUCUAUAACCUGGAGGCGGAGAAGUUCGACCUGCAGGAGAAGUUCAAACAGCAGAAGUAUGAGAUCAAUGUCCUCCGAAACCGGAUCAAUGAUAACCAGAAAGUCUCCAAGACCCGAGGCAAGGCCAAAGUCACCGGACGCUGGAAGUAGACGCUGCAGCCUCCUUGGCCAGAGAUCUGCUCCUGGCCGCUUCCCUGUCCUGCUUGUCCCCAGCUCCAGGCCUCCUGGGCACCCGAGGGGCACUCCUAGUGGACACUCCUCAUGGAGGCCACCGCCCCCCACACGCCCCACA
Molecule: messenger RNA, 1177 nt
Organism: Condylura cristata (star-nosed mole)
Lineage: Eukaryota; Metazoa; Chordata; Mammalia; Eulipotyphla; Talpidae
Gene: TNNT2
Product: troponin T type 2 (cardiac)
Exons: 17
Coding region: 1-1035 (344 amino acids)
Biological process (GO): sarcomere organization; regulation of muscle contraction; cardiac muscle contraction
Cellular component (GO): troponin complex
Molecular function (GO): troponin C binding; troponin I binding; tropomyosin binding
Source: RefSeq, a predicted model, not a curated record